AGCUGACGUUGUGCUCAGCCGAGCUCCCGCGCCUCAUCGCGCCUUGUCAUCUCGUCACCUUUCAUGGCUCGCUUCGUCGUUGUGGCCAUCGCUCUUGCUGCUCGCGGGGCAGCGGCUGCGGCAGACAUUCUGCUGGCAUCCUUCGAUGGAAAAGCUAGCCACCAGUGGAAGCAGAUGAACGACCCAGUGAUGGGUGGCAAGUCGACCGGCACCUUCAGUGUGGCGAACAAUGUGGGCAUUUUCGACGGGGAGGUCGUGGACGUGCCUUUCCUGAAGGCUCCAGGCUUCAUCAAAACCUCCGUGGUGGAUAUGAAGCCCUUCACACGAAUCUUCCCGGACAUCUCCGCCUGCAAGAGCAUCAAGCUCGAGGUGAAGUCUGACAGUGACUACAAGGGCUACCGCUUCUCCAUCGGCAACGCCCAUGCGCCCGGCGGCAAGUUCUUCGCCUAUGGCUACAAGUCCAACUUCAACGCUGGCGCUCCUGGCCAGUGGACCACGGUGACCUUGCCCUUGUCGGGCUUCACCGAUUACUGGGACGAUGCCACUGGGGAAGCGAUCAAGACCUGCCAGGAGAACAAGAUCUACUGCCCUGAUGUCAAGACUCUACAGGACAUGAGGACCAUGGGCUUUUGGGCAGAAGGCGUGGCAGGCAAGGUGCACCUGGAAAUCAAAUCAGUCAUGGCAACCGACUGCACUUCAGACAUGGUGGUUUGAGGUGAGUGAGAAGUGGAGAACAUGACCGCCACGACCCGUUGCGGGAGUCCAAGUUACGAGAAUAGUGAGGCAGCUCGGACGUUGGAGUCAGGCAGCUCGUCACCCGAUGCUGUUUUGCCCAGUUUGGAUGAUUUCCCGAGAAGGGCCAGUGGGAUAGAAGUUUGGGGCCCUGAGCCUUCGAACAUGUGCUUUGACUAGGCAUGAAAGAAGGGCUCCACUUGCCUUUGGAUGCUCCAACCUGUGG
This is a messenger RNA of Durusdinium trenchii, 958 nucleotides long. The record is from the annotation of a GenBank genome assembly. NCBI's taxonomy places the organism in Eukaryota, Dinophyceae, Suessiales, Symbiodiniaceae.